GGAUAUUCGACUGGACUGCCCAGCUGCGUGCGAUAUCAUGGGGCUAUAGGAAGUCUGAGACGCUCGUAUCUCGCAAAUCUGCGCGAGAUCAUGGCGUGAAAGGAUAACACCUCCUUUCAAAAGUGAUCUUCGCUGUCACAUCUCCAUCCUGCUCUCCAGCUUGAUAUACUUUUGGCUCCCGAUGGUCAUCCACUACACUGAUCUUUAGAGAUGACAGCGAGCCGUGGCACAAAGCGGAAGCCUUCAUCUCGUCUGAGGCGUUUCGUAGAUGCGCUGCCACUUUCCCUCAGUUACACAAUUCUAGCAAGCACAUGGAUUGGGUUCGUCUUCUUCAUCUCUGUGAAAGAGGUUCUGCUGCGAAGACAUCAGCUCUGGCGCUUUGUCGAACAGCAGAUCAUCUACAAUACACUCUGCAUUCUCGCUGUCCUUUCUCUAUUCUCAGCCUCAACUCAACAAGCGGGUAGCCCAGAUCCGACUCUGGAUCCAGAACGGGAUCUGGACGUACCAAAGCUGCUGCCCGCACCAAACUCCCUUCUCGCCAGUGAGGGAGACGAGGAUGAUAUUCCGUUGAAAUUCCUGCGCAAUUCAGAAUGGAUCCAUACGAGGAAGGGCAAAGACAGACCAUCGCCUCUUCCGCUGCCGGCACACCGAAUAGAAGAGGAGCAGGGCUGUCCCAGCCAACAUUCGGCCAGUCUUGCAGAGCCUGCCGAUUCGCCAUUUCCGUUCGCUGCCAGCCCUUUCGUACCUGCCACUGUCGAGGAAACGGGCGAGGACACGGAAGCAGAGACUUCGGGCGGUAUCUAUCGGAGAAGCUCCAGUGAUCAUCUAGACCAAGAGCACAAGGCAGAUGCCAUUGAUACCGAUCACCUCCUGCCUAGCAGUGCCGUAUCAAGCGGGCGUCGCAGCGUCAUGGCCAAAUCAAACGAUGGUACCCCAAGGUGGUGCAAGAAGUGCGACACUUGGAAACCAGAUCGAAGCCAUCAUUGUCGAUUCUGCCAGACUUGCAUACUGAAGAUGGAUCAUCACUGUGUCUGGAUUGGCACCUGUGUUGGGUAUCGGAAUUACAAGCCGUUCCUAUUGUUCGUCACAUACAGUAGCAUCCUCUCGCUCUAUGGCUCCAUCGAAUCCGGCUACGAGACUUUUCGCUUCUUCGAGGAUCCCGAGGCGUUCUAUCCAAACACGCCGCUGUGCCCCACCGGUCAGGAAUGCGUUCAAGUGCCUCAAUCCUUCGAUCUCGGACCAAUCUUCUUCAUGCUUUUAGCUGUCCUUGGCGGGUUCUUCGCACUCGCAGUGGGCUCGUUGGCCGGAUAUCAUUGGUGGCUCGCCUGCAACAAUAUUUCCACCAUUGAAAAUCUAACUCAUGCAUUUCCCUCUGUCCUGCUCGCGGAUCUAUCACCGCCUGGAGGGGGCGAUACAAGCGCCAGAUGGACGCCAGAUCAUCUCCUCACACGAGAGGAGAGGGUUAGGCUUCGGCGCGAAGCAAGGCAUAUCAACGUAUAUGAUUUAGGCUGGAAAAAGAACCUCGCUCAAAUCUUCGGAAAAGGGACUCUUCUGUCGAGCCUAUGGCCAUUGAGCCGACCGGCUGCAAAUUACGAAACAGACGCAGGGCACUUCUACCCGGUUGACGAAGAGAAGUUAGAAGGGCUCAAGCGCCUGACACGAGAGUUGCGAUUCCGAGACAAUGCUUCUAACGGAAGCGCUCGCACAUUUGUCGUUGACGAUGAAUCCGACAAUGAAAGCGAUCUCAAUGGCGAGCCUCUUCACUCUGCUCAAAGUUCCUCGAAGCGAUCUUGAUGGAGGCGAUGAUGUUGAUGGGGAUGAUAACUCACGGAAUGGAUCGCAAGCAUGGUUCGAAGCAUAGAUUGUUGUUGUACAAGGUGCAUGAACAGCAUAGCUAGCAGCGGCAUACGGGCGGCGCAAGAGCAUAUGGGCAUGGAUUAAGUAUGGGA
Molecule: messenger RNA, 1949 nt
Organism: Kockovaella imperatae
Lineage: Eukaryota; Fungi; Basidiomycota; Tremellomycetes; Tremellales; Cuniculitremaceae
Product: DHHC palmitoyltransferase-domain-containing protein
Exons: 8
Coding region: 211-1794 (527 amino acids)
Biological process (GO): protein targeting to membrane; peptidyl-L-cysteine S-palmitoylation
Cellular component (GO): Golgi apparatus; endoplasmic reticulum
Molecular function (GO): protein-cysteine S-palmitoyltransferase activity
Source: RefSeq, a predicted model, not a curated record